AUGACCAAGCCAAUAAUCUCCUUGGAUCAGCUAAGAUUCAGGACAUUGUCUCUGCUUUGUGAAGACCUUAACUUGUCCUUUCCUUUGAUUGGUCUCUUCUUCCUACUUCUGCAACCUCCAUUUACAUCAAUGCAGGAGACUCAACACAGUUGUUUUGAGUACUGGCAGCAGCCAAACACCUACAUGAAGGCAGAUAUAAUCCUAGGUGCAUUUAUCCCCAUUUACAUCGCAAUAGAAUCACCCUUCAAAAUCAUGUAUAUUUUUGACAGUGAACCAAGUCUGCUAUGGAAAGCCUUUCUACCCAAUUGGAAAAACUAUCAACAUUUGCUGACCUUAUACUUUGCCAUGGAUCAGAUAAAUAAGGACUCAAAACUGCUUCCCAAUGUGACCUUGGGUUUCCAUGUCUACAAUGCCUUUAAUUCUAACAGAAGAACCUUGGAGGGCCCUCUGAUGUGGCUGUCUGGAAGGAGUGAGUAUGUCGCUAACUACAAAUGCAAAACACAACACAAAGCUCUAGGAAUAAUUUCAGGAACCAGGCCGGAAUUUUCUGCUGCAAUUGGAACACUUUCAGAGCUCUACAAAGUCCCACAAGUCACAUAUGGACCUUUUGAUUCCAUGUUUAGUGACAAAGAUACACACCCAUCCCUUUAUCAGAUGUCUCCUAAAUACAGAGGUCUAACUCAAGGGUUGAUCUCUUUUUUGCUGCAUUUUGGCUGGAUGUGGGUGGGGCUCAUUGUGUCUGAUGAUCAGAGAGGAGAGGAGUUUCUUUCAGACCUGAAAGUAGAGAUGGUAUCAGAAGAUAUCUGUGUGGCUUUUACAAAAAAACUGCCAGAUAAUUGGAAGUUUAGUGUGCAAUAUGAUUAUAGUUUGCUGAUCUUGAACCAACAUAUACAAGUAAAUGUGAUUUUAUUCUAUGGUGAUAUAGAUGACAUACUGUUCUUCUACAUAGGCAUCAAGUUCUUUUUAACCAGAAAGGUGUGGAUUAUAGCAAAGCAACAGAAAACAUACUUAAAGUCUAUAUUAAAUGAAGAAAAUGCUUGGAUAUCCUUUUUCAGAGGAAGCUUCUCAUUUUCAAAGGAGAGAAUUCUCCCUGGUUUCAAGCACUUUCUUGAGGCACUUACACCCUCCCAGUACCCAGGAGAUUUUUAUUUCUCUAAAUUCUGGAUUGACAAUUUUUAUUGUUCACCUCCUGCUUUGCUGUGUGGAAAUAAUAAACCCUGUGCAGUGAAUAUUUCCCUAAAGACUAAGCAUGAAAUAAAUGAUGUGAUGACCAGUUCUGAGCACAGCUAUUCCAUAUGGAAUGCAGUUUAUGCAAUGGCCCAUGCCCUCCAUAAAAUGCUAUUGAGCAAAUCUGAAAUGGAACCUAAAGAAAUAAAAAACAAGGGCAGACUUCUACCAUGGCAGAUGCAUCCAUUUUUGAGGAAAAUUAAAGUUACAAGUGCUGCUGGAGAUGAAAUAAGCUUUGAUGAGAACAAGAAUAUCAUGGAAACAUAUGAUAUACAGAAUUUUGUGGAAAAUACUAAGCAUAAUUCGUUACUAGUUAAAGUGGGAGAGUUUGUCUUCAAGAGUCCACAAGAUCAAGGCUUUUUCAUCAAUGAAGUUCUGAUAAAAUGGCCAAGUGACUUCAAUCAGACUCCUCAAUCUGUUUGUGCACAAAGCUGUGGUCCAGGAUUCUGGAAAGUUCUACAAGAAGAAAGACCCGUCUGCUGUUUUUCUUGUGUAUUUUGUCCAGAACAGCACAUUACCAACAAGACAGAUGAGCAGGAGUGCAUCCCUUGCCCAAGUCAAGAGUACCCAAACCCUGAGAGAAACCAGUGCCUGCCCAAGGCAGUGACCUUCCUGUCCUUUGAAGAUCCUCUGGGUAUGGCUCUGGCUUGCACAGCUCUGUGCUUAUGUGUCAGCACAACCGCAGUUUUGGGGAUCUUUCUCAAACACCGAGGAUCAGCCAUUGUUAAGGCCAAUAACCAGACUCUCAGCUACAUCCUGCUCAUCUCCAUCCUCCUCUGCUUCCUCUGUUCCUUUCUCUUCAUUGGCCACCCAAACACAAUCUCCUGCAUACUACAACAAAUAACCCUUGCAGUUGUGUUCACCUUGGCUAUUUCCACUGUUUUGGCAAAAACUAUAACUGUAAUUCUGGCCUUUAGAGUCAUGAAACGAGGGAGAACAAUGAGAAGGUUGUUUGUCUCAGGCAUCUAUAAUGCUGUCAUCCCCAUCUGUGUCCUGAUUCAACUUACUCUCUGUGGAGUCUGGCUGGGAACCUCACCUCCCUAUAUUGACACAGAUGUACACUCUGAACAUGCUCAUAUCAUCAUUUUAUGCAACAAGGGCUCAGUUACUGCUUUCUACUGUGUGAUGGCUUACUUAGGUACCCUGGCCCUAGGGAGCUUCACUGUGGCUUUCCUGGUGAGGAAUCUGCCUGACACAUUCAAUGAGGCCAAGUUUCUGACAUUCAGCAUGCUGAUGUUCUGCAGUGUCUGGGUCACCUUCAUCCCUGUCUACCAGAGCACCAAGGGCAAAGCCAUGGUGGCUGUGGAAGUCUUCUCCAUUCUGGCCUCCAGUGCAGGGCUGCUGGGGUGCAUCUUUUUUCCAAAGUGCUACAUUAUUCUCUUAAGACCUGAUAAAAACUCUUUG
This is a messenger RNA of Meriones unguiculatus (Mongolian gerbil), 2631 nucleotides long. Its product is annotated as vomeronasal type-2 receptor 26-like. Gene Ontology annotation, molecular function: G protein-coupled receptor activity. Gene Ontology annotation, cellular component: membrane. The annotation marks the transcript as partial. The record is from RefSeq and is a predicted model, not a curated record. The transcript has 6 exons. Gene Ontology annotation, biological process: G protein-coupled receptor signaling pathway. Lineage: Eukaryota; Metazoa; Chordata; Mammalia; Rodentia; Muridae.